AUGCUGGAUUCCCUGGAGGCCCUGCUGCACCGCCUCUGCAUACGUUCCCAACUCUUCACUCGGAAAAAAUGGCAGUACUUUUGUCUCCUAAGCGGCCAACUAUCAUUCCUUUGCGCCUUCAUGGUCCUCGUCGCCGCAGGGUUUCUCCCCCCCAUGAAGCCAACCUGGUCAGCCGAGAGGGUUCAUGAACACUAUUUCUCACACAAGGAAGGCAUCCGGGCCAGUGUGCCCCUCCUCCUCCUCUCGGGCGGCCUCUACCUACCCUUUGCAGCUGUACUCUCCAAACAUCUUCGGCAAAUUCCCGGAAUUGAUCCCAUCCUCCCCGACCUCCAGCUAGCAGCUGGGGCUGCUGGUAUUUUUUCCAUCAUGGUCCCCGCUAGCUUCCUUGGGUUGAUCACUUUCCGCGACUACGGGCCAGAAUUGACCCUGUUGAUCAGCGACCAGUUCUGGCUGAAUUUCUUCCUGCCCUGGCCUACAUUUUUAAUCCAGGCUUGGACCGUGUCUUGGGCCGCUUUCGCCGAUACCAGCGAAAACCCGGUGUUCUCGAAAACUGUCGGGCUAAUCAAUUUUGUGGUACCCUUCUUUUACCUGUCACUUACUGGCGUGCAUGUUCAACAUGAUGGACCCUAUGCUUGGAGCGGUGCACUUACUUUCUGGGUGGCGGCGGUAGCUUUUGGCGUUCAGAUUGGAGCGGAUACCAACUGCCUUUUCAAAAGGAUUCGGGCCAUGCCUGAUGAUGAUGGCAUUGAACAAGUGCAAGAAGUCCACUACAUCGCAACACCAUAG
This is a messenger RNA of Penicillium griseofulvum, 786 nucleotides long. RefSeq lists its product as uncharacterized. The record is from RefSeq and is a predicted model, not a curated record. Lineage: Eukaryota; Fungi; Ascomycota; Eurotiomycetes; Eurotiales; Aspergillaceae. The transcript has a single exon. Bases 1 to 786 code for a protein of 261 amino acids.